GAGAGUCUGUCGGGAGGAGCAGGGGUCCCUCCGCCGCACAGCACGGCCGGGUGUGGAGCAAGGCCCUGCACCCCAAGACGCGGGAGGGGGAGACCACAGGCAGGUGUGCCCCGGGCCCGCGGGGAGGGUUUCAGAAGAUGCACAGGAGAAAGUGCAGUCUCUCUGACGUGGGUGAAAGGGAGAAAGGACAAACUUCGUUGGGUGGAGAAUACGAAAGGACAAAGUGGAUUCAGGUGUGCAGAGAAAAUAAUCACCCCUCCGCAGAAUCUCCUAAUCCUGAAACUAUCCCUCAAGAAAGCAACUAUCCUAGUCCUCUGCUGUGGACUCCCAACUUUAGGCCUUAAAUCUGUAGGUCAUGUCAGAGGCCCUUCACAUUUGGUUCUUUUAUUCUCCCAAGAGCUACUUGAUAAUACAGUGUUAUCAGACUAUUUAGUAAGUGAGGAAAUAGGGCUGUUUGGUUACUUGCCCAGUGUCAUUUACGGGGAGAGAAGGGUAAUCCAAGUCUCUCAUGGCCUAAUUCUGAGCUCUUUCCACAGGAUAUAAUGGCCUUUCUGAUAGGAAAAGCAAUAUUUUCUACGAUAAAGUGACUUUAUCCAAAAUCUUCAGGAAAUUGAUUCCAGAUUUGUGGAAUCUAGGGAGAAAAAUACGACAACUUCCCUUUAUUAAUCAAGGAGGUUCCUGAGACACAGCUGAGCUGUUUCUUGUUGAAUAUCUCACAACAUGUGGAGAGGCACAGCUGUAAGUGCUGCCCACGUGUUCUGCCCAAACUAUUUGCUGGACUAACCAGAGACAGAGUCCAACCUCAGGUAGCAGAUACCCAUAUACUUCCCACUGACUCUUGGUGGAUGUGCGGUUGAGCAGUAACACCUUCCACUUCCAAGUGAAUGGUGUUGUAGUGUCCUGACACUCUGAUAGGGCAUCGCUUUGUGGCCUGUACUGCAAAUUGGAGCUGAGUCCUCCAAAUAAAGAGUUUAAAUGCCUCUCCAGUCAUCACAACAUGUAGCAGAAAGGGCAGUUGUCAAGAAGACCAGGUGUUUGGGUUAACAAAGAAUUGUAGUAUCACACUGCUAUUUCAUUAAAUCAGGAGGCCAGCAUUUUCAUGGGACAUAGUAGAGGGAAACAAAGGUUAUACAUUGAACCACUGCAUAAAGUGUAAGUAUUCAGUAAUUAGGGUCCUGAAAUAAGAAGAAUAUCCCCACCAAAAUACAAAAGGAUAAUAUGGAACAAGAGGAUUCCUAGGAUCUGGAAGAAUAGUAAGGUCUGGUCAAGCUCUGUUCCAUUCUAUUUCAUUUUAUAAGAAUUCUCACCAGCUUUUUAGUGAUGAGGAAGUAGAGAAUUGUCUGGACAUAGGCUUUGGAUCCAAAAAGUCUUGGAUUUGAGCCUUUGCCUCACCUUGACUCCUUACUGGCUCUGGGAAUAGGGGCAAGUUACUGUAAUCGGUGUGCCUUGGGCUUGGUUUUGGAGUCUGAAGUAGGUCUUUUUUUCCCCAAGAAUUGGCAAGUAUUUAUACUUCCUCAGAACUGGUAUUCUCAUACCUUGAAGAGUCUGGAGCCUCCUAAGAAGUGCCAAAAGGAAAUAUGAAAUCUCUUGUUCUGUCCUAAUAACCUAGAGGGGACUGGAGAGGAGAGCUGGAGCCAUUUCAAUCAUAGAACCAAUCAUGAUGGCUGAAUUUUUUUUUAUAUUCUGAAUUCCUUUGGAGGCUUGGAGGAUAAAAUAGCAGGCUCUUAGGUAGGGGAAGGAAGUGGAUGAUUCCAAUCACAUGCUAAGGCUAAGCUAAGGUACAAAUAGGACGGACCAUUAUCUUGGCACUGGCAAGAAGAGAUACUUGUUUGCUUUAUGUCUUCUCUGCUUUCCCACCUCCUGCUUCCUCCUGGACUCAUUUAUAAGUGGUCAUGGUACCUUUUGGUUCAUUUGGCAGUUACAUUGUAGGUGACUGACAUUACAUCAGGCAAUCAAGAUUUCCUCCAUUCACUCAUACCCCAAACUGGAGCUCCUGUUGACUUUAUUCUCCUCACUUAUCAAUUCUCCUGUCCUUUCCUGUUUGUUUUUGUUGUUCUGUUUUGUUUUUGUUUGUUUUUCCCUCCCCAGGUACUCAAGAACAGCCCAUGGAAGAAUCAUAUGAAGAGGUGGUGAUUAAGGUCAUAGAGCAGGAGUGGACAUGUUUGGAUUUCCAACAGCUACUCUGCUGGACUGUCAUGGAAGAUAUGCCCAGAAUGUAGCAUUUUUCAAUGUGAUGACAGAAGCCCACCACAAAUAUGAUCACUCUGAGGCCACAGGAUCCUCAAGCUGGGAUUUCCAGAAUUCUUUCAGAAGAGAGAAGCUGGAACAAAAAUCCCCAGAUUCUAAGACACUACAGGAAGAUUCACCUGGAGUGAGACAGAGGGUCUAUGAGUGCCAGGAAUGUGGAAAAUCCUUCAGGCAAAAGGGUAGUCUAACGUUACAUGAGAGAAUCCACACUGGUCAGAAGCCCUUUGAGUGUACCCACUGUGGAAAAAGCUUUAGGGCCAAAGGCAAUCUUGUUACACAUCAACGAAUACACACAGGAGAGAAGCCCUAUCAGUGCAAGGAGUGUGGGAAAAGCUUUAGUCAACGAGGUAGUCUGGCCGUUCAUGAAAGACUUCACACUGGACAGAAACCCUAUGAGUGUGCUAUUUGUCAGAGAAGCUUCAGGAAUCAAAGUAACCUCGCUGUUCACAGAAGAGUUCAUAGUGGUGAGAAGCCCUAUAGAUGUGAUCAGUGUGGAAAAGCCUUCAGUCAGAAAGGAAGCUUAAUUGUUCAUAUCAGAGUCCACACAGGCCUGAAACCCUAUGCCUGCGCACAAUGCAGGAAGAGUUUCCACACCAGAGGGAAUUGUAUCCUGCAUGGCAAAAUCCACACAGGAGAGACACCCUAUCUGUGUGGCCAGUGUGGGAAAAGCUUCACUCAGAGAGGGAGUCUGGCUGUGCACCAGCGAAGCUGCUCACAAAGGCUCACCCUAUAACCACUCUCAUCAAAGGAAGUUCUCUGUAUGAAUUAACAGCAUAAAAUCCCCUGAGAUUAAACAACCUAUUCAAUUUUACGGAAUGAACGGCGACUCCUUCAGAAAGACCAUCAUUGGGUAGAGCAAACUGACUUUUCUCCCUUCCCCCAAAUGAAUAUCAAAAAUAAAUGUCUUGUUUAUUAUCAUUAUCA
Molecule: messenger RNA, 3171 nt
Organism: Mesoplodon densirostris (Blainville's beaked whale)
Lineage: Eukaryota; Metazoa; Chordata; Mammalia; Artiodactyla; Ziphiidae
Gene: ZNF32
Product: zinc finger protein 32
Exons: 2
Coding region: 2159-2980 (273 amino acids)
Biological process (GO): regulation of transcription by RNA polymerase II
Cellular component (GO): nucleus
Molecular function (GO): DNA-binding transcription factor activity, RNA polymerase II-specific; RNA polymerase II cis-regulatory region sequence-specific DNA binding
Source: RefSeq, a predicted model, not a curated record